This is a messenger RNA of Capsaspora owczarzaki ATCC 30864, 3725 nucleotides long. RefSeq lists its product as hypothetical. The coding region runs from base 69 to 3599 and encodes 1176 amino acids. NCBI's taxonomy places the organism in Eukaryota, Filasterea, Ministeriida, Capsasporidae. Gene Ontology annotation, biological process: regulation of transcription by RNA polymerase II. The record is from RefSeq and is a predicted model, not a curated record. The transcript has 6 exons. Gene Ontology annotation, cellular component: nucleus. Gene Ontology annotation, molecular function: transcription coregulator activity; protein binding; double-stranded DNA binding.
UCCCAAACAAAAAAGCAGUGGGAAUACAAAAAUACAAUAAAAAUACAAAAAAAAAAAAAAGGCCGCCAAUGGAUCUACCAUUGACAAUGGCGACAGGCCCGCCACCUGGCGCUGCUGCGGCAGGCUCGCCAGCCAGCUUCCUCGCAUCUCGAGGGGCAAUUCCAAUUCCACUGGCUCCGAUGCCCCCUCCUCCGCCUGCUGCUGCUGCUGCUGCUGCGGCCGGGCCCGCCGCCGCUACAAACGAGCGAGACUCGACGCAGCAGCAUGACGACGCGAUUCCCGCCAGCCUUCGCGCGGCCCUGCGGUUGAACCUGGUGCUGUCCAACCACGUCGCCUGGAAGCUCACGCCAGAGCACGCUGCGGUGUAUCUGCUGACCUAUGCUCGCAUGAUGCAUCAUGCCUCCGUUGGACCUUCCGGAAGCGCUGUGCUCGAGGUGCCAUUCCCCGUGCACGGAACGACCAUGAUUCUAAACCGCGGACUCGACAGCCAAUUCCGCAAGGACGAGUAUGCCUGGCAGCUGCGCAAGGGAAGCAAGCAUGUCCGAGAAAACCACAUGACUAUCAAGAUUGACGGACGUGAGUUCGUCAAGGUCUCGUACGCACGACUGGAGUCCAAUCCGUACUUUUAUCGGCGCGUCUUUUGGCUGGUUUCAAUGCCAAAGCUCGUUCUCGUCCAUUACGUUGACGAUCGGUUGGCUGCCUCCACACAGCCUCCGCUUGAACUCCAGCAGGCUCUUCAACAUGAUUCUACGAGUACUGGUCGUUCGCACCCUCCAAGACAGCAGCAGCAGCAGCAGCAGCAGCAGCAGCAUGGACCACAUCAGCACACGAGCAGCGCCACCACGACCCCUUUGAUGGGCUCGACGGUGCCAAUCGCACCAUGGCCGAGCACGCUUCCGUUUGGCUCGCCGUCUGGCGUCUCGACGGCAGCUGCAUCGCCGGCUGCACUGGCCUUCUCUGCGUCGACCUUGCGGAUAGCGGAUUUCAGUCCGGAAUGGGCGGUUUGUGGCGAGUCCACAAAGUUUCUCAUUGUUGCGCCGUGGAUUGUAGCAUCCAUACGUCGGUGGUCGUGUCGGCUGGGAAGUGCCGAGUACCCUGCCGAGAUGCUCUACCCUGGCAUCUUGCGAGUGUACAUUCCAGCCAUCACCAAUCCCGGCAUUUUGCCAUUGAGUGUUGUUCUGGAGGGCGGCUUGGCCAGCCCGCCUGUCUUUGUCCCGUUCCGUCCUUCUUCCGGCUCGGUCAAUGGCGUUGGCGCCAUUGCCACCUCGACCACCGCCACGUCGCCCAACACCAGCAUUCUGGAGGCAACCAUCCCUGGCGAAUCGUUUGUCGCAGGACAAACACCGCCUUUUGUUAACAAUCUGACCAAUACGCAGCCUAUCUUUGUCGACGAGCGCGCCACGCGGCUCAAAAUCAUUCGUCGAUUGGAUCUCUUGGCCAGCGAACUGUCGCAGCGUGCCAAUCAGGCGCACGCCGAAACUGCCAACCGAUCGCUUGGCGGAACUCUGCCUCUUGCUCCAAUCGUGAGCACAGACCUCGAGACCAUGCUAGAAUGCCCAUUACCACGAUUUGAAGAGCGUCUGCUGGCCACCAUGGCGCGCCUCUUUGCAAUCGACCAGGUGUAUCAAGCGGCGUCGCUGGCAGAACGCGAGUCCAACUCGCUGAUGGCAGGUCUGGCCAGUGUCAGAAAUGCCGAGCUUCGCGACGAUGACGAUGCGAGUGCACAUGGCGGCGAUGACGAUAGUGACGAUGGCGAUGGCAUGGAUGACGAAGAAGAAGCGGAUGCUGCUGCCGCUGCUGCGAGUCUACAGUUGCAACAGGAUGGCUCGAGCGAGUCUGCCUCCAACUUUCUGUUUUCCUCCUUUGGUGUUCUCGAGGAAGGCCUGCAACCCUUGCUCGACACACACGGUCCAGGCCCAGCAUUCGAGGGCAGCGCCCUCGCGACCGCCACGACGGCGCAUAGCCAUGCAAGCGACGCGCGCGCAGCGUCCGACACGCUCUUGGAAACGCCGCGCUCGCUCUCACACGCCACUUCCAACACGUCGAUUUCCGAGUCGAGCGUGCCACGAACCCGCCACGACAGCUUUGUCGAAGGGUCCAGUGUGAACAACACCAGUCUGACGUACGAUGACGCAGGCAUGACCCUGCUGCACUAUCUUGCGGCGCUCGGAACGAGCGAGAUUGUCAACGUCGUCUUGUACUGGAAGUCGGCCAUCCGCGACCGGGCCACAAUCGAGUCGCUGCUCUGGCGCUCGCUGGACGUCAUGAGCACGGACGCACGGAUGCGGACACCCUUGUUCUGGGCGUGCGCACUCGGACACACGACGACCGUUCGUGCCCUCCUCGAGUACGACUCUCGCCAGCUACGCGUCUCAGACGCCUGGGGAAAGCUGCCCAUCGACGUGGCCUUUGAGCACGGGCGCCAGGAUGUGGUUGACGUGCUGAACGAGUACACGCGUCGCGUCGAUAACGGGCAGUCACAGUUUCCGGCCGAAGUGUUCCGCGAUCGGCCGGAAAACCUCCUGGCCGACCGGGUAUGGGCUGACUUGCAAGCGAGUCAGUCCGAGCAGAUUCUUGAGCGCGAUUUUCGUGACAUGACGCUGAAAGAUCGCGAUUGCCUGGACUUGUUUCGCGCAGCCACCAUCAUCCAAACAGCCUUCCGCGAUUACCAGAACCAUCAACGGGAGCAACGUAUGGCUCAGGCAGCAAUGCUCAUUCAGAACGCCUUCCGCCGUCACAAGCACCACUCGCAGUUCCGGAACACUGUGAACGCUGCCGUUCGUAUUCAAAAUGUGUAUCGAGCGUAUCGCCAACACUCGCAGUUUAAGCAAACACGGUCGGCGGCGCUCACGAUUCAGCGUCAGUUCCGCGAGCGCACCGAGCGCCGGCGCAUGCGAGCCGCUGCCUCUCAAGACGUAGCGCGGCAGAUGGUUCACGCGGCGCACCGCAGCGCAGCGUUGGACGGAGUCAUGGCGAUCAGCAAUGAUCCCUUCCACACGUUCGGAUAUGAUCUGGGGAACUCUGUCACCACCCUGCCCCAAGCUGCCCUCUCCGACGAGAAUAUGAGCAAUCCAUUCGGCUUGAUGCUUGGGUCACCUGCGUCAUUUUCGACGCAUGCUCAGCAACCGCUGACUCGCCGCCGCUCUUCGCUCCGUGGUGCAGACUUUGGCAUUCCGGAUUUUGCGUCUCCUGGAGUCUUGGCGUCUGCGCAGCACUCUAUUUCCAAUGGUUCGCAUCUGAGCACGCCUGCGUUUCAUGCAACACCCUCCGCCGCACCGGCAGGCUUUCCAUUUUCCCUGUCCCCACCUCAAGCCAAAAGUCAACAGGCCUCGGGCGCAUCACCCUCGUUUCUGCAGUCGACGACAUCCCCUGCAUUACAGCAACAGCAUUAUGCCGACGGAGCUCAUGGUCUGUAUUCGUCGUCUCAACCAGAGCCUGGCGCUACUGCGGCUGGAGCAGAUUUUCUCGUCGCUUCUCCUGCUGCACCUCUGGCCAAUACCGCGAAUGCCAACGACAGCAACGCGUCCAGCAGUCUGAUGGGGCUCUUGUAUGAUCUCGACUCGAUUGUCGAUGAGCAGCAUCCAUUCCAUGGGUUGUGAAAGCGGUCAGUGCACCAGUAAUACCGUGUUGCUUCGUUUUUGUUUUUGUUUUAUUUUGUUUUUCCCUUUUCUUCCCAUUGCGCUCUCUGUUUUUGAAUUCCAUUAUAUUAUUCGAUAAAUACACUA